This is a messenger RNA of Prunus avium (sweet cherry), 1429 nucleotides long. NCBI's taxonomy places the organism in Eukaryota, Viridiplantae, Streptophyta, Magnoliopsida, Rosales, Rosaceae. The record is from RefSeq and is a predicted model, not a curated record.
UUUUCUUUUACAAAAAACUGUGGGUACUGACUACAGAAAGAAUGCUGGGCUCUUUUCUUUAAUUGAUAACGAAGUUGAGAGGAAGUUUGUUCUCUUAUCAACAGGACAUAUACCAUGGUCCAGACUCCCUAGUUUGGGAGAAUAGUGGAACCACAAUAGUUUUAAAAUGGACAAAUGACAAUGAAAAACUCUUUGCAACUGAGAACAUUUAAGUUACAAUGUUGUCAUACAAGACUGAUAUGGGGAAUCGCUUUUGUUCCUGAUGGUGAAACUCUGUUUUCCGUCUAGAUUGAUGGCCUUCUUGUUCUAUUAUUUCAAUUAUUAUUUUAGUACAGAAUUUGGUGUUUUAUUUAGACGAUGCAAAUAAACGUUACACAGUGUUUUCUUGAAAAGGUUGAUAAUAGAGAACCUUGGCUUGACAACGUAUAAGUUUCUAGAUCCUUUGUGUCUAAAAUUCUUUCAUCUAGCUUGAUGAUAGUAAUGUGGAAAUUACGUUUCCAAUUUUGGGUUGCCUCUAUGUUUAACAGUUUUUGAAGUGAAGUUCUGUAAAACCUUCUACAGUUCGAAUAAUGCUUGCUCUUUCUGCUACCUUUGGUUGGAAACUGCAACAACUAGAGGUGAAGAAUGCUUUUCUUCACAGUAUUCUUCACGAGGAGGUUUACAUGUCCCAACCUCCUGGCUUUAUUGAUUCUUCCCAUCCCCAUCAUGUCUGCAAGUUGGUUAAAUCGCUCUAUGGCCUCAAACAGGCCCCUCGAGCCUGGAAUGACCGAUUCACUAAGUUUCUUCUUACUUUAGGCUUCACAGCUUCAUAUGCUGAUCCCUCUUUAUUUGUCUGCAAAAAGUCUGACUCUCUAGUCUUUCUUUUGUUAUAUGUCAAUGAUAUUAUCAUCACCGGAUCUGAUUUCGCUGUUGUUCAAUUGAUUAUUAAUCAACUUUCACAGGACUUUGAUAUGAAAAAUCUUGGGGAUCUCCAUUAUUUUCUUGGCCUUCAGAUUCAAUAUCCAGCAGAUGGCAUCUUUGUUCAUCAGUCCAAAUAUAUUCUUGAUGUGCUUGCUAAGGCCAAUCUCUUGGACUGCAAACCUUGUGUUACCCCAUGUCAUCCCAAUCAUAAACUGCUCAAGGACGGUAGUCUUCCUUACUCAGAUCCUGCUCACUAUUGCAGUAUUGUUGGUGCACUUCAAUACCUCACCUUUUCUCGGCCUGACAUUACCUAUGCCGUGCAUCAAGUUUGUCAGUUUAUGCAUGCUUCUUUUGACACUCAUUACUAUGCUGUUAAACGUAUUCUUCGUUAUCUAAAGGGUACUAUGUCUCAUGGUUUGCUGUAGAAAAAAGGUUCUUUAGACAUGACUGCUUUCACUGAUGCUGACUGGGCUGGGGAUCCAAAUGAUCAUCGGUCUACCACUGGUUUUGUUAUUUUUCUUGGCACAAA